CCGGUCGUGGCAACGUGGUUGAUUAUUGUGUUAAACAGCAGUUUUUACUUUGAAUAUGUCCAUUCAGCUAGGAAAAUUGUGUUCCUGCAUAGUGCAGCAACAUUUCGGAGAGGUUGUACGGAUUGUGGCCGAUGAUCUAUUUGCUGCCGUGGCUAAAACACUACCGAUGAUCGUCAAGAGUACACAACUAUCUAAAUCAGAGGUUUGUCGUGCUCUUGCGGUUCUGUUGAAAUUUAGCCUAGCUCGAUUUCAACCUAAUAAAGCCGGAACAACGACGGAAUAUAUCCUGGACCACGAGCGGGUACUCAUGGUUCUACGAUAUCCGCGUUACGUACAUCUGAUUCAAACCAAAUUCGGUCACGAAUCAGCCAUACUCACCGAGGAACUUUUACGGGCUGGCUAUCAAACGGCUUCUUAUGUCAUUCUAAAGGCAACCUCUAUUUCGGAUGUUAAGAAUAAAAACACUAUCACUACUCUACGACAGAAAUUUGCUGAUAUGGUUUCGAUGAACUAUUUCAUGAGAGCUCCUGACGCAAAACCCAUUGAGGCGAACAGUGAACUGGUUAUGUUAGAAUACGAAGAUUCAAGGUUGUUUCAAAUGCCCGAACUAGAUUUACGAAAGCUACUUGACUUGCAGGAAGGCAAGAGCACAAAAGCUCCCGAUGAAGGCAUCCAUUGGGUGGUGAAUUUAGAGAAAUUUCAUUUGGACUUCCGUGAUGCGAUCAUGGUUAACGCUAUAGAACGGAUGAUCGAUGCUAAUGCCGCCGAAUGCUUAAAAUUCUUGCUACAGCUGAUGUAUUCAAGGACCAAACCAUGGGAAAUGGUUUCCAACCCGAUUCCAUUGGUCGAAUUGAAGCAAUUAUGCGAAAAAAAGUCCAGCAAUUUGGAACUAAUCAAGUUUUUGGAGCAGUACAUAGCGGCAAUCGAAUCAGUUAAUUUUAUUAGUAAAUUUGGCGACAUGGGAGGGGGGCAGUAUACGUUGAAUAUGAAGAAAAUUCACGAGCAACUAAUAUGGAGCUGCAUAGAAAAUAUAAUCACGGAAAAGUACGGCUCAAAAUCCGCUCGAAUUUUUCGGGUCAUAAGGAUUAAAAAAUAUAUCGAGCAAGAAGACAUCCAAAAGGAGGCAAUGGUUCCAGCUAAAGAAGCAAAACAACUAACCUACAAACUGCUUGAGGAAAAUUUCCUUCAAAUUCAAACAUUUCGCAAACCAGGCGGUGGAAACGCUGGAGCUCCAAAAUCGUUCUUUUUAUUCUACGUCAAUCAGACCCAGAUUGUAUCGAUGCUACUGGAGACUUGCUAUAAAUCGCUAUAUAAUUCUAUAACCCGAUCUACGCAUGACAAGUCUGUUAAUAAACGGCUAAUAGAAAAAAGUCAACGGUUAGACAGCAUAGUGGAAGCAAUGAAGGAUCGAGGCGAAUCGGAGGAGUAUAUUGCGGAAAUUCAGGAAACGUUAACCCCCCCGGAGAAGGAGAUUCUGCAGAAGGUGAAGAUACGAGUAAAGAGCCUGUACAGCGCCGAAAUCGGAAUUGAUGAAACGAUAUUUCUGCUCAAGUUGUAUCAGCAGUACCAGAAGAAAUAA
This is a messenger RNA of Sabethes cyaneus, 1579 nucleotides long. RefSeq names its product DNA-directed RNA polymerase III subunit RPC3 (gene Polr3C). The transcript has 2 exons. Lineage: Eukaryota; Metazoa; Arthropoda; Insecta; Diptera; Culicidae. Gene Ontology annotation, cellular component: RNA polymerase III complex. Gene Ontology annotation, molecular function: single-stranded DNA binding. The record is from RefSeq and is a predicted model, not a curated record. Bases 56 to 1579 code for a protein of 507 amino acids. Gene Ontology annotation, biological process: DNA-templated transcription.